AUGAUUCCUGGGUCCACUUGUGCACCUGUGUUCAAUAUUCUUGAGACCCAGUAUUAUGCUCCUGAACUGACACUUAAGGUGCCUGAGUCAUAUUGCUACACCUCUCAGCUCAAGCACCUAUUUAAACUUGAGAAUCAUGUCAACACAGAUGAUUAUGAGGAGAAGUUUAGGAAAAUGAAAAGUUCUAUGAAGAACUUACAAGGUCUUGGAGGUCAUAGAAGUGUUUCGUACAAAGACUUAUGCAUGUUCCCUAAUGUCCACUUUCCUAUUGAUUUCAAGGUCGCAAAGUUUGACAAAUAUGAUGGACAUGGUGAUCCUAUGGUCCAUUUAAAGAGGUAUUGUAAUCAAUUGAGAGGAGCUGGGGGUAAGCAAGAGCUGCUUAUGGCCUACUUAGGUGAGAGUUUGACGGGUUUAGCCUCAGAAUGGUUCAUUGAUCAAGAAUUCACUAAGUGGUAUAUUUGGGACGACAUGGCUCAAGAAUUUGUGCCGCAAUUCCAAUACAAUAUAGACUUAGUUCCUGACAAGAAGUCUCUGAUCAAUUUGAAGAAGAAAACUGUAGAAAAUUUUGGGGAAUUUGCCAUCAGGUGGCGGGAGCAGGCUGCAAGGGUGAGACCACCGCUGAAAGAAAGCGAGGUUGUGGAGACUUUUAUCCAAGCUCAUGAUGAAGAAUAUUAUCAACACAUGCUCCCUGCCUUAGGUAAAUCAUUUGUUCAAGCCAUCAAAAUGGGGGAGAUGAUAGAAGAUAGGUUUAGAACAGGACGUAUUGUGAGUUUUCCUACCUUUAAAUCCACCACACAUGCAAGUGAAAGUUGGUCAAGAAAUAUUGGGAUAGAGAGGGAUGGAAAUUCUGAUGUUGUAAUGAUUGGAUCUGGACAAGGUCAAGGAACUGCCAGAAGAACGGGAAGCCAGUCAGGACCUGCCUGGAGAAUGGGAGGAAGUUCAAAUAGCAUGAUCCGCCAGGUCAUCAGGAACCCGCCUGGAGAAUUGGGACAAUUUUCAAUUUCAAGUUCAGGAGCCCGACUGAAGAAUAGGGUGUACUUUCAGUCGGUUUCAAGUUAUGUCAGAAGUAGCAGGAGCCCCGCCUAG
Lycium barbarum (goji berry) is the source of this 1086-nucleotide messenger RNA. RefSeq lists its product as uncharacterized. The coding region runs from base 1 to 1086 and encodes 361 amino acids. The transcript is spliced from 2 exons. Lineage: Eukaryota; Viridiplantae; Streptophyta; Magnoliopsida; Solanales; Solanaceae. The record is from RefSeq and is a predicted model, not a curated record.